Messenger RNA from Aureobasidium namibiae CBS 147.97, 1602 nucleotides. Its product is annotated as carboxylesterase. The transcript is spliced from 4 exons. The record is from RefSeq and is a predicted model, not a curated record. NCBI's taxonomy places the organism in Eukaryota, Fungi, Ascomycota, Dothideomycetes, Dothideales, Saccotheciaceae. Bases 1 to 1602 code for a protein of 533 amino acids.
AUGGCCAAAUUCAGCACUUCACCAUUCCAACUAGACCUAGGCGAGUUGGGCUCCAUCGAAGGUCUGAAUGUUACCAACAAGUUUUCACCUGAAGUUCUUUGCCACUACUUUGGAGGCAUACCCUAUGCAUAUCCUGCCGAACGAUUCCGUGCCCCUCGACCGCUUCCCUUGUCACAUCGUUAUGGCACUAAAGACAGACCUGGCAAGUUCACUGGUCAGGUUGGCAUAUGUCCUCAGCCAGGCUUUAUCGGCCUGCCCAAUCCGACUAUCUGGAACGAAGAUUGCCAUCAAGUCAAUAUCUGGAUACCUUCUGGAGAUAAACCCACAGAAGGCUGGCCAGUGUUUUUCUAUCUGUUCGGUGGAUGGCUUCAGUUUGGAGACCCGAACAUGGCUCCCGAGGCACUAGCAGAGCUAUUGAGCGAAACAGCCUUCAAAGCUAUCGUAGUCAUGCCCGGCUACAGAGUGAAUGCCUUCGGCUUUCUUGCAAGCACAGAGCUCGAAGACGAGGCAAGAGCGAACGGCGAAACAUAUUCCAAUUUCGGAUUCUGGGAUCAGCGCACUGCUUUGGAGUGGACCCACGAUCGCAUCGCUUCGUUCGGUGGCAACAAAGACAAUAUCACUGUAGCAGGAUACUCGGCCGGCGCAUACUCGACUUUCCAACAGCUUGCUCAUGAUGUGUAUCUUCCACCGAGGUCAUCAAUCAUUAAGAGAGUUUGCAUGCUCUCGAAUGGCCCAGGAUUGCAGCCUCGUUCGACGGAAAGUCGUCAGAAACAGUUCGAUGAGCUUCUCGGUUGGCUCGAUAUUCCUCUUUCGCUGAGUCCAGCAGAGAAGUUGUCUCGGCUGCGUAAAGUACCGGCUCGACAGUUGAUCGCUGUUCAGAGCAGUAUGAAAUUUCACGAGUUUCGGCCGGUCGCAGAUGGCUCAUUCAUCAGCGACGACCUGAUUGAUAGCAUCAACGAUGGAUCCUUUGCGAAGCAGUUGAAAGACAGAGGGAUCAAGAUACUGAACGGAGAAGUCUCCGAUGAGCACUAUCUCUACGGAGCAUGGCGUACCCCUGAUUGGAGUUACGAAGCCGUCUACGAUCGUCUCGUUGCGGACUAUCCAGAGUCCAAGGUCAAGAAGCUCAUGGAACUUCGUGUGCCAGGCAAGAGACUGCCUGCAUUCGCCGAUGACUGGCCCGACCUCUUCGGUCGUCUAUAUGCCGAUGUGCAGGUGCAUGAUCUCGAACGUGGCUUUGCGGACCGCCUUGCCAAAGGUGGACUGACUGUUGGCAAAGAUCUCCUCCGCUAUCGUAUCGAAUGGCGAGCAAAGUGUGCCGACCUCAUCGCACCCCCAGAGUGGAAGGUCACUCACUCCACCGAUCGCGCAAUCUGGUUCUGGGGUGCUGGUGCUGGAAUCGGUCAGGGGCUGACUGCAGACGAGAAGCGAAGUCUCAAAGACCUAAACGCAGUGUUCGGACGCUUUGUGGAAGGAGAAGACGUGCAAUGGAGUCAACAAGGCCCGAAGAUGGUAUACAGACUUGAUUCUGCAGGUCAGAUGGAUAUGUGGGAAGAUGAUGGAUGGGAGCGAGGUCUUCAGGGCUGGGAUGCCAUGAACGGGUGA